This is a messenger RNA of Marchantia polymorpha subsp. ruderalis, 4720 nucleotides long. The record is from the annotation of a GenBank genome assembly. NCBI's taxonomy places the organism in Eukaryota, Viridiplantae, Streptophyta, Marchantiopsida, Marchantiales, Marchantiaceae.
ACAUUACGGCGCACUGCAGCUUUGGCUCAGAACGAGCAGAUGGCUUUCGCCCUUUAGCAGCAGCAGCACGAUGUCUGGAGCGACGUCGACGUCGACUCCGAUGCCGAUGCAAAUGCCGAUGAAACAGGGCACCGACGCGAUGCUAUGCGGAAUUGGCCGACUGCUCGUCUCGGGCGCAUUGGUGUGAAUUUGGUCUUCGGGGUUUAUGAAUUACUCUGUUAUACGAGCAGCAGCUUUAUGCGAAGAAGCUAGAACUGCCUCGAGCGUGGCGACGGCAUGACCGUGGCGUUGCUUUGCUAUGUCGGUUGAAGCGUGCCUGUGGCCCCUGUGCUUCUCAACUGGAUUUUGAAACAUGUGUGGCUCCAUGUUUGGUGAUGGUCGGCGGCUGAGCGAGGACCGUGGGCGUUUGGAGGAGAGACGGUGUACAUGACUUUUCCGUAGGGAUAGCCUCUGGAGGGUCAUGGAUCUCUAGGUUCUUGCACCUCGAGUGUAGCAAGCGGCUGCGGGUGGGUCCGAUGAGGCGUGAUUUGCCAUGACAUGUGCCUUGCCACAUCUUUUUCCUUUAGGUGCAUUGGAAUGAGGAAGGAAGGCGAGACCGGUUCUUCUGUUUGUCGGAUUGAGUACAACAGAAAUCUUCUUGAGCUUCAUCACAGAUGGAGAUCGCAAUGCAAAUAGGCUGGAUAGCAUUUCCAGCUCAGAAUUUUUGAUGUUACCAACUUACAGAGGAUGAAACUUGAACUUACGAAGCAACAAUGGGGAUAUCCGGAUUGCUUCCGACUCUCAAGUCAAUUAUUACACCAAUUCAUGUCCGAGAAUAUGCAGGGCUGAAGGUUGCUAUUGAUACUUACUCCUGGUUGCACAAGGCUGCAUUUUCCUGCAGCAAAGAUCUGUGUGAAGGUCGCCCAACUGAUAAGAUCGUUCAAUACUGCAUGCAUAGAGUGAAUCUGCUACGCCACCAUGGUGUACAACCCGUACUUGUGUUUGAUGGCGGAGUACUUCCUAUGAAAAUGGACCAAGAACAAAUCCGUGCAAGAUCAAGAAAGGAGAACCUGCAACGUGCACAAGAACAUGAGCGGUCUGGAAAUCAUACAGCUGCGUUUCAAUGCUACCAAAAAGCCGUUGAUAUCACACCUGUCAUAGCAUUAAGUCUUAUUAAGGUCUUACAGCAGGAAGGUGUCGAAUACAUUGUUGCACCGUAUGAAGCUGAUGCGCAGAUGGCAUAUCUUGCUUUAAAUGACCUCGUUCAAGUUGUCAUCACUGAAGAUUCGGACCUUAUUGCCUAUGGAUGCCCACGGGUUUUAUUCAAGAUGGACAAAUCUGGCCACGGAGAAGAGUUUCAGUACAGUGACCUUGUUCGUAAUAAGGACUUAAACUUUACGAACUUUACAAAGCAGAUGGUUUUGGAGAUGUGCAUCAUGAGUGGAUGUGACUAUCUUCCAUCAUUGCCUGGAAUGGGAGUCAAACGAGCCCAUGGGUUGAUGCGGAGGUUCAAAUCCUAUGAGAAGGUUAUUCGACACCUGAGAUUUAGUGGAAUCACUAUUCCCUCAGAUUACGAAGAACUUUUUGGAAGAGCCAUCUUGACGUUUCGUCAUCAACGAGUUUAUGAUCCCAUUUCCGAGGAGAUGGUUCAUCUCACAAAUGUUUCUUCAGUUGACGAAUUCUCUGACCUGGACUAUUUAGGCCCAUAUUUGCCUCAGACAUUGAUGAAGGCCAUUGCAGUGGGUAAAGUUGAUCCCUGUACGAAGCUUCCUUUCCAGGAAGAUAUCGAGCACACGGGUGUGCAACGUUCUACCUACAAAAGCUUUGCUUUGCAGAGAAAUAACAAAAAGUCUCCAGAGUUACUGGUGCAAAAGAACGUUAUGACGAAUUACUUCUUCUCUCCCUCCAAGGAAGCCAAGAAACAAUUCAAGGCCCCCAGAAGUGCUCCUGAAGUUGAAAUGGGAACUGGCGAGAAACACUAUGUGGAAACUUCUACAUCUGAGAAAGAGGAGUUCUUUAGAUCUUUGAAGGCAGACUUUUCAUAUCCAGAUCUUUCCACAGUGUUCGGCUCCCCACUCCCUGACGAGGAUAGCGAUGAUGAGGUUGGCCGCGAUCUAGGGUCUACUCACCAACUUUAUGGUGAAUCGGCCAUACUAGAGCAUCGAAACAAAGCAGAUGAAACCCUGGGUGCUUCGAAAGAUGUACCAUCUACUGAGUUGAAGGCCGUCAUUGGAAUUCGUGGACAAAAUGAUAGCCUGGCUCGUGUUGCUAGAAACGCUGAAGGCGCCAUUGAGUGUGCUCCUAACCAGCAUAAGUCUGGAUUACCAGCGAGUGCUGGAGAAAGACCAUCUGUGAAGGAGAGGACACAUAUUGUUGCCCCUCAGUUGAAAGUGAGUGGAUAUUUCUCAAACAAAAGAAUGGUGCAGAGUAGCGUAGUCAGGCGGGAUACAGAGGAAUAUGCAACGGAUAGAAGUGAGGUGUCUGAAGAGGAUGCUGAUGGCUGCUGUGAGAAAGUUAUGAAGAAGAGCAGGAUCGCUUUAUGUGAGAUUGUCAGAGACAAAGUGGAGAAAAGCUCAUUACUUUCCAGUAGUCGGUGUCAAGAUGGUUCUGAGUUGGCUCAUGCGAGAAGCGAAUCGUGGAAUCCAAUCUCACGAGAAGAGGAGCAAAAGCAAGCGUCUCCCUUCAGCAGAUUUGCACAUGAAGGUGUCAGCUCUAAGGUGGAAGGUUUUGCCUCCAACGUUGCCCAUGUGGGCCAUUAUGCACGCAUAGCAGAGAAGUCAAUGGAAAGGUUUGUGAAGUCCAUAGCUACUUCUCGGUGCUCUCUCAAGGGUACGAGAGUUAGUGGGCUUCGUGCGCCCUCGAAAGUUGUACCAGUCUCGCAAGACUUAAAAAGAAGGACGACUAAAGGUCUUGAGGCUGUGGAGGCGACGUUGAACCAGUUCUCUUAUAACUUAUCAAGCUUUAAACCUCCUCGACUGGGUCAGAGCCGAUGGCCCCCUAAACUAGUGACAAGUCAUGAUGUCAGAAGACAAGAUCCUGUCUGCCCGGACUGCCCAUGAGGUCAUUGUGAGCUGGAGGUAUUUCGGUGUAACUGUGCAUGGGGCUCGCCCCUCUCCUGCACAUUGCAGGCUUUUGAUCUCGGAUCGAUGGCGUAGAAUCACUGAUUGUGAAUAUUCCUCGCUGUGCGCUUCACUCCGAGACCAUCAAAGAAUGAUUUUGAGAGUAUACGAAAAAUCUGUCUCGUCCCGUCUCGUCUCAGCUCUUCGUCGUGCGUCGUGCUCCGUGCGCUAUGCACCUCGGCACUCCACGCCGCCCCGCCCCCUUUCCCCCCACGCCCCCAACCCAACUCAGUUAUCGAGCAGCUGCUGCAGCAAACACGACAAGUCGGUGCUCGUUCUGCAUGGCUUCGGGCUCGGAAAGCAAGCGGGUGGACGGGCGCAGAGUGGCAUCGGCUGCUCUGACCUCCAACUUCCCCAGCAGCGCUCUUCGUAGUCCGCUGGGGACCAUGGGACUUGGCGAUUCGCAGCAAAUUCUCGCUCGUCAGCACGUGAUGCCACGCGAGCGAUCGAGGGAGGCAGGACUUACAGUCGAGCUCGCAAGCCCACAGGUUCCGAUCCGAGGACGAACAGACGAACAGACGGACGGACGGACGGACGGACGGUCGGGCGACAACGGAAGCGUCGAUCCGGCGGAGAGCCGGAAAGUGCAGGGAGAGGUGGUUCGGUGGUGGGGGAGGGCUGCGCUGCCCUCUGCACCGGAACUUUCCUCGGCUUAUCCACUCGCGUCGAGCGGUAGCUAGUCAGCGAGCCUAGCGCGAGACGAGGGUAGCGUAGCAGCAGCCGAUUGACAGAAUGUAGAUCUACACACAGUCAGAGCAGUUAUCUGGACAUACCUGGGUAUCUUCUGGUGCUAGUGCGGGGGUUUGUUCUCUGCGGAACUGGGCGAGGCCGUGGGACGAUCCAGAGUCCCGACUGCGUCAAUCAUCAGCGGGGCCAAUCAUCAGCCGGGCCCGUGGGGCCCGUUUUCCGGUUUCAAAGCUGAGUCGGAAGGUAUCGAAGAUGCCCGCCGGGCGCAUCGAGUUCGAGUGCAUGCUAAUCUUUGACUCCCGUAGUCCCGGCCCUGGGCUGGCUGUGCUGGGUCUUAGCCGAUUCCCUGCCACUUAAAAGGUGCACGCUAAUCCUGAACAAUUUCCUCUGCGUUCCUUUGAUGCUGCUGGGUGCAUAAUAGCCAUACAUCAUACGAUCAUCCUAGUUUCAAACACAUUAUUUCUGACAGUUGGAAUUGAGUUCUCCACAUAUCAAGGAACAAAGAGGAAGCGGAGCGGAAAAUUGUAGCUCAGGUGGAUAGAUUUUCUCUCGGAGGCGUGAUAAUCUGCCCAAAAAGCCUGAAUCCGUGCCGUUGAGCCUUCUCAUCUAGGGAAUAUCUUGCACUUUCGGCCCAGAGCUUUUCAUUUUGACAGAACCUUUCAUGAUUGACGAAUGUGGUGUUCAUUUCGCGAAUUCUGUUAGUCUUUUUUUCUACAUGAUGUAGGAUGGAUACGUGUCUCAACCUUCUACUCAAACUGCAUCUGUCAAUCCGUUAGAACACCUGAGCUCAGUAGCAGGGGCCGGCAAGUUGGAUCCAUGCAGCAGAAUAGAUAAACUGGACUCGAUUGUCUUCUAUCAUCUGCUAAUAUCUGUGAGUCGAGUAGCCGGUGAGGUGAAUCACUUUAAUGGCACUACGUAGGCAGGAACAAUAGAUU